AAAUACAGUAAUCAAAAUAUAAAUUAUAAGGUUUUUAUUAUGAAUCAAGGAAAAAUGGAAAGUGAACUUGGGUUCUUGGUUUCUGUUGUGAUCAUAUGUGCAGACAUUACAGCUACAGUCCUCGGUAUCGAAGCCGAGAUUGCUCAAAGCAAGGCACCUCUUCAUCAUCAUCAACAACAUUUAAGACAUUCGGGUUCCGGAUGUCGAAGAAACCCGAGCGCUGGAGCUUUUGCUGAGGGAGUAGCUGCAAUGGUGCUUCUGUUUAUUGUCCAUGUCCUAGCUAAUGUGCUUGGAGGCUGCACUUACAUUCGCUCUAAGCAAGAUUUCAACAGAGCAACUGCGAACAAGAUACUUGCAGUGGCUUUCCUUGUUCUCUCCUGGAUCUUUUUUGUUGCCAGCUACUCAAUGCUAAUGAUAGGAACAUUGGCCAACUCGAGAUCGAAUCGAUUCUGCAGCUUGCCACAUCGUUGGUUUUUCCUUAUUGGAGGCAUAUUUUGUCUAGGACAUGGAGUGGUGACUUCAGCAUAUUAUGUUUCAGCAAUUGCUGCUAAAAAAGAAGACAAAGAGAAUGCACAACAAGAAAAUCCAUCAUACAGAAUCCGUGCAUAACACGUCUUCUUCACCAAGAUACACAAAAUGUUUCGUCUGUAAAUAAACUUAAAUUGCUUCA
Molecule: messenger RNA, 670 nt
Organism: Arabidopsis arenosa
Lineage: Eukaryota; Viridiplantae; Streptophyta; Magnoliopsida; Brassicales; Brassicaceae
Source: the annotation of a GenBank genome assembly